AUGGCGCGAAUACACAUUCUCACUAUCCUGCUUCUCUCCCUCCUCUCUCUCGUCAGCGCUUCCGCCCCAACCUUCUGCAAAUGCACCUGCUUCUCCAACAGCACCAUAAUCCGUCUCGGCCCACAACCCGACGACCCAGCUUCUGGUCCCAAUAACCCGGCCAACCCAUCACCACCAUCCAAACCCACCGCGACCGCCACUGCCACAGCAUCUCCCAAUAACCAAGUCCGCUCUCCGAAUCCGAACCAUCCACAAACAUCCCAGCUUCUCCUCCAUCCCGUCGGCUCCAAACGCGCAGCUUCGAGUUCUUGCACCCAAUGCAACCGCGCCUUUUGCCUGCAGUACAACCUGCCCAUCUGCAAGGACGCCGAAGAAAAGGAUGUGACGACGACGUGUUUCCAGCGAGAUAGCAGGAAGGACAAGGUCAUUGUUUGGGGUUUCAUUUUGGGCACGGCGGGGUUGUUGGGAUGGGCGGGCCUACGAAAAGUUUUGGAGAGGGGAGGGCAGAUUGGUGGGUUUGGAGUAGGGGGAGGUGGUGGUGAUUGGGGGAGGGCUGGGUUUAUGGGUGGUGUUGGGGGAAGUAGUACGGUGGGUGGUGGGAGUGCUGGUGUGGGGAGUGGUGGUAUCAUGGGAGGAGGACUGUUUAGGAGGGUUUUUGCUGGGGGAGUUUGGUCAGGUCAAGGGGGUGGAAGAGGGGCGGGACAAGGGGCGUAUAGUCCACUUGGAGGAGAAGGACGGUGA
Molecule: messenger RNA, 741 nt
Organism: Sordaria macrospora k-hell
Lineage: Eukaryota; Fungi; Ascomycota; Sordariomycetes; Sordariales; Sordariaceae
Source: RefSeq, a predicted model, not a curated record